AAAUUGCUGCUUUUCACAGUGAAUUAAACAUGAUCAUUUAUGCAUAUGUUUUAAAACUAGCAACAUGAAGCAAGUAAAUAAUUGAAAAUGCUAAUUUCCGAUUUAAAUUUUUUCAACCAAACAAUAGUUCUCAGUACCACGCUAUCUUUUGGUAGGCUACUAGAGACUAACUAUUAGCUUGCUGAAUGAGAUGACUCGUAAUCAUUUAAAAGGACCUCGUUACAUGAUGAAUAUUUAAGCGACCACAAACUGCAUACCGUCACGUAUUAUAAAAUGUUUAUUUUUUUAAGGUGGCGCAUUUCUGACCACUGUGGCUGUAGCUGGCAUGGUGGCAGGGUUUGGUACGACCUUGGCCAUGGCAAAGAAGAAAAGCCCGGAAUGGUUUAGCAAGGGUGUGACGGCCACUGCAGCAGCGCCACAGAGUGGCGCAUCCUUGGCACUGCGGGCCCUGGGCUGGGGGUCGCUGUACGCCUGGUGUGGGGUGGGCCUGCUCAGUUUCACCGUUUGGAAGGCUCUGGGAGUCCACAGCCUGACGGAGUUCCGACAGAAGAUGCAGUCCAUAUUCCCGGCCAUCCCAAAAAAGGAGGAAGGGCAAGCCAACGCAGAGCCCGUCGACUGGGAGUCGCUGUUCCAGUCCAAAUGAGAAGACGGGACGUUCAUCCCAGGGCUGGGGGCUGGUGUAUAUCACACACACAUACAGACGAUAUGAACAUCAGUAACUGCAGCUGAUGGCAUGAGAUGGCCUGUCUGGAUGUUGAAGCCCUAUACUGAGAGGACAGCGCCCCCUAGCUGUACCUGUGCCACAGUGAACCCCCGGUGUUGGCUAUUGGUCCUGUAAGCUGUCGUUUGGUUGAACCUGACAGAGAGUGACUACAAGUUUGCGUUUUCACAAGCUGGAAGUUUGGGGCCAGUCACGUUUAGGGAGGGCCUACUAGGUGCAGUGUUGAAAUGACGUUGCUCCUUCUCUUAGUAGUGGGAGACGGUCAGUUGUUGGCUGUCAUUGAGACUGAUACUGCAUCCAUGUUUAAUUUGUACAGUUUUGCUUGUGUAUUUAAAUGAGUAAUGGAGGCUUCUUGUUUUAUGUGUGACGUCAAGGCUGUGCUGAACAGGUGCAACGAUGUAAAUGGCACCACAGUGAAUGUACUCAAAGAAGCUGGUGUAUUUCUGGGUGCUGGAAGUGAGGGACUGAAAUUCUUGUCACCUUAGUUCAGUUACAAUCAGGUUUUAAUUUUUUUCUGAUUCACUGCAUUGGGCUGUCAUUAACAUGUACAGUCGCCAUUCUCCCCAUUCUCCCCAGUAUUCUGUUGGGACUGAUUUGUGAAAUGCACGUGAUGCCGUGCAUUCACUAAACCUGGAAAAAGUGACCAUUUACCGAGGUGUUAUUUCCUGUCUCCGGACUACACUUCCCAUCCAGCACCUGUUCACUCUGUAGCAGAUCUACCUUUGUUUCAUCCUUUAGCCCAAUUCAUUUUGGUUCUUGGAAGUAAGAAUGUAAUAAAACCCACAGUUGCUUUAGGUACACGGAACACACUGAACAGGGUCUGAAUGGAAAGCUGGAUUAUAGCGAUUUGCCAAAUCCUGCUGUGAAAUCAGUGGAAUGAAACAAUAUGCACAGUUCAGUAUGCUAUCUAGUACUGUGUGUUCCUGGAUGUUUGGCUGUAGAUAAUGGAACUAUGUCUUUGAAGGCCAAACAUAGACUUUCUACUCCAGCAGUCCUUUUCAUUAUUUCAGUGAAAAGGCUCAAAUAAGAAAGCAAUCAAAAACGUCCUUCACAGUGACAAGAUUUAAUGUACAUUUAUUCUUAACAUGUGGAACAUAUAGUAUAAAGAUUUUAUACUGAAUAAAUGAUGUUCAUUGAGUCAGCGGAAAGAGACUUUACAGUUUUUACAUGUUUUUCUGUCAUUACUACAUUAUGUUGGAAUACAGUUACGCCCAUUUGCAUCACUGAAGGGAGAAAAUAAAUAUUUUGAUUCGUUUUUGUGUCUUUUGUAACCUCAACUAAUCCCCCCACAUUAACUAGUACUCACUCCCACAUCUGGUCAACAGAGCUGUCCACUACAGAACAGAACACACAGGAACUUUUUACAUACAAGGGAUCUUUACCCUCAUUUGAAGAUAUGACCAAAAUAAAAUUGUGUAAUAAAAUUAUUAACAGUUACAAAGGAGGGUUUUUUUUAGCCUCACUUUGCAGUUAUACACCUUUUUUUAAAAAAAAAGAAAAGAAUGAAG
This is a messenger RNA of Anguilla rostrata (American eel), 2229 nucleotides long. RefSeq names its product transmembrane protein 242 (gene tmem242). Bases 326 to 643 code for a protein of 105 amino acids. NCBI's taxonomy places the organism in Eukaryota, Metazoa, Chordata, Actinopteri, Anguilliformes, Anguillidae. The transcript is spliced from 4 exons. The record is from RefSeq and is a predicted model, not a curated record.